CGGCAACGGGAUCUCUAUGCUCGCCGCCAACGCGCUCGUCGUCGCGCUCGCCGCUUUACCAGCCGAGGCCUUUGGUCUGAGGCCCGCCGUUGUGGCAGGCCGCCGCGGCGUCAUCUCGCAGGGUGCAUGCGCCGCUGCCGCUGCCGCCGCCGCAGCCUGCUCGGCGCAGCCGGCGCUUGCCUUCGCCGGCGAGGGCUCCCUGCCCAAGGAGGAGGUUCUCCGUGCGGCGGAGAAGCUGACCGACUUUCAGCGGGCCAUCUCUCUGGACGCUGCGACCGAGCGCUCCUUCACGGGCAAGACGGUAAACGGCUACGCGUGGGACGUGAAGGAGAAGGGAACUUGGGUAGGUGCUCUCUCCGGCAAGGCGCUGUUCGAAUCUGAGACCAAGUACGACAGCGGCACGGGCUGGCCCUCGUUCUCCGCGCCGGUGCCCGGUGGCGUGAUUGAGCGUCUCGACCCAGGCGAUCUUGCUGACGCGCGGCGGGCUCUGAUGAUGGGUGGGAUUCGGACGGAGGUGAUUGACGCCGCCUCGGGCGCGCAUCUUGGGCAUGUGUUCAACGACGGCCCCAAGCCGACGGGCAAGCGCUACUGCAUGAACGCGGGCGCCAUGGCGUUUGUCCCUGCCAAGUGAGGAGGGAGUGAGACCGGGCCGCGGUGCGGGUUCAGGUGGGACCAGGGAGGCCCCGCUCUUUGGGGUCGUGUGAUCUGUCUACAGGUACAGCAAAUAGGCCAUCCCCAAUCAUGAACCCGUCAUGUGACGUGGUGACUGGUGUGUGAUCUGUCUACAGCAAAUAGGCCAUCCCCAAUCAUGAACCCGUCAUGUGACGUGGUGUGAUGACGGCGGCGGUUCUCGGUACUCGGAGAGAAACAAAUGCUCGCAAA
This is a messenger RNA of Emiliania huxleyi CCMP1516, 882 nucleotides long. RefSeq names its product putative peptide methionine-R-sulfoxide reductase (gene MSRB2). Bases 17 to 631 code for a protein of 204 amino acids. Gene Ontology annotation, biological process: protein repair; response to oxidative stress. Gene Ontology annotation, molecular function: peptide-methionine (R)-S-oxide reductase activity. The transcript has a single exon. Gene Ontology annotation, cellular component: cytoplasm. Lineage: Eukaryota; Haptophyta; Isochrysidales; Noelaerhabdaceae. The record is from RefSeq and is a predicted model, not a curated record.